AACAACAACCACCACAUUGAGAUUGUAUUUCGUGGCGAUCAUUUUCCUGAGCUUAAGAGACUGUGGAAGUAAAGAACUGCAGUGAGCAAAAAAUAUACAUUUUCAGAAGAAAAAAAAUCCAUUCUUUCUGUGAGUGAGUGAAGAAAUCAGUUUGCAGUUUGUUUGAGAGUUGGUGUUACUAAUGGAGAGAAACACACCAGUAAGAAAAACACACACCAAUACAUCAGAUCUGCUUGUAUGGCCUGAAAAUUCAUCUCAAAAUUCUUCACUUUCUGCUGAAAAUUCUUCUGCUUCACGUUCUCAUCAGCCUUCUGAUCGGAUUGGUAAAGUAAUUUUCGGAGGUCAAGUUACCGAAGAAGAAGCUGAAAGUUUGAUGAAAAGGAAGCCAUGUUCAGGAUAUAAAAUGAAGGAGAUGACAGGAAGUGGGAUCUUUGUUGGUGAUGGUGAAAAUGGUGCAUCAGAAGCUGGUAGUGCUAAACGUGUUUAUCAGCAAGCGGUUACUGGAAUAAGCCAAAUUUCAUUUAGUGCUGAUGGAAGUGUUUCUCCCAAGAAGCCAGUCUCUAUUCCUGAAGUGGCGAAGCAACGAGAACUAAGUGGGAAUCUGGAAACUGAAGCAGACAAGAUGAAGAAGCAAUUAUCCGAUGCAAAGUGCAAAGAGCUUAGUGGGAAUGACAUCUUUGGUCCUGCUCCCGAGAUUGUGGCUCGACCAGUUCCCGCAGCUCGUACCUAUGAAAGCAAAGACAUGGGAGAACCUGCACCGAGAAAUGUACGCACAUCUGUAAAAGUCUCCAAUCCUGCUGGGGGACAAAGUAACAUCUUGUUUAGCGAGGACACUCCAGUAAAAACCGCAAAGAAGAUACAUAACCAGAAAUUUCAAGAGCUGACUGGAAAUGACAUAUUCAAGGGAGAUGUUCCUCCAGGAUCAACUGAGAAACCUCUUAGCUCAGCAAAACUGAGAGAAAUGAGCGGCAGCAAUAUUUUUGCAGAUGAAUAGUAACUCUUCAAAGUUCCUGCUUUAGCUUGGUUCAUUUGACUUGUUACUAUGGGCUCGAUUGGCUACUCUCUCACAAGUGACCCUGAGUAUGGCGUGGAUUAAGAAGAACCCGCGAUAUUGACCAGAUACAACAGUACAUUUUUUGACAUUGAAAAUGUCAAACUCAGGCCUCUUGUUACUUCUCUAAAACCAUUGGCUGUAUCUCCUGAUAAACCAACCAAUACUGGCAGGUGCGUGAUUGACUAGCCUUUGUAAAUUAAACCAUUGCAAUGUUUUGGCUAAAUCACUCAAUAAUCACAUUAAUAGGGAA
Messenger RNA from Papaver somniferum (opium poppy), 1304 nucleotides. RefSeq lists its product as uncharacterized. The transcript has 6 exons. The coding region runs from base 182 to 994 and encodes 270 amino acids. The record is from RefSeq and is a predicted model, not a curated record. NCBI's taxonomy places the organism in Eukaryota, Viridiplantae, Streptophyta, Magnoliopsida, Ranunculales, Papaveraceae.